Aspergillus steynii IBT 23096 is the source of this 1660-nucleotide messenger RNA. Its product is annotated as putative C6 transcription factor. The transcript is spliced from 4 exons. Bases 14 to 1564 code for a protein of 516 amino acids. The record is from RefSeq and is a predicted model, not a curated record. Gene Ontology annotation, biological process: regulation of DNA-templated transcription. Gene Ontology annotation, molecular function: zinc ion binding; DNA-binding transcription factor activity, RNA polymerase II-specific. Lineage: Eukaryota; Fungi; Ascomycota; Eurotiomycetes; Eurotiales; Aspergillaceae.
CCCGCGACUAUCCAUGCGCCCCCAACUCACCAAACGAGCCUGCGACGAGUGCAUCUCCCGCAAGGUCAAGUGCAGCGGCGCCUGGCCGUGCCAGACCUGCCAGAACGGCGCGAAACGAGUCCGCUGCACAUAUUUGAAGCCCGCGCGACGGAGAGGGCCGAAAGUACGACGGCGGGCCGGUGGGGGCCAGGACGCCGAGAGUCCCCUAGCUUCGAGCAGAAACACUCACGGCAGCGCCGCCGCCGAUCCUGGUGCCGAGAAUGAGCAGGAAACUCUCGGGCCCGAGCACGAACAGCCCCCGGAACCGGUUUCCGAUGCGACCAGCGAUGGGUUUGUCGGGAUCAUCUCCCCCUCGACUCUGGCGUCGGUGGUGCGUCUGUAUCGCCAGUCCUCGUAUGGUGUGUGGCCUGUUGUGAAUGCGCCGGCGCUGCUGCGGAGGAUCGAGUCGGCUCGGUAUGAUGUGAGCACGUACUGUCUGGCGGCGGCGUUGUGUGCGGCGACGAUGGCACAGCUGCAGCUUGGGCCGGUGGGGGAUGAGGAUGGGGGUGUUGUUGACUGUGCGGCUAUGGCGGCGGAGUGUAUGAGGGUGAGAGAGGAGACGGGGUACAGGGAGAACCCGGACCUGCGGAGUGUGUUUGUUUCGUUCUUCUUGCAUGUGUAUCAUGCGAAGACCAAUCGGCAGAAUUCGGCGAUGAUGUUCAUCCAGGAGGCGAUUUCAGGCGCGAGGCUGUUGCGAUUAGAUGCGGAGGAUGCGACGAUGCGGCGCCGAAGUCCCGAGGAGGAUGUUAUAGAGAAUGAUGAGAUUUUGUUUAUUCUGCUGUGGGUUUCUGAGAGAGGCUAUGCCAUACACCUUGGUCUGGCGCCGUCCUAUACCACGCCCAUUCGGGUGCCCAGUAUACGAGGUGCAAGUGGCAACAUUCAUGUCCAGGGCUUAGUCGAAUUGGCUAGGCUCUUCGCCACUUUUGAUGGACUGUCUGUGCGGCGACGUGACCCCGGAAAGAUUGGCCAAACUGCAAUUUCCGCCGAUAGCCUAGCCGAGACCGAAGCUGCAUUGUCGGUGCUCUCGCUCAGCUGUCGAACAGAAGCGUCCUCACGGAUGGCAGAUCACUGCAUCACAAAGGAAUGGAUGCGGACGAUUGUCUGGCAGGAGGCGCUGUCGCGGCAAUUGCUUUCCACUGCAUCCUACGCGGAGCUGUUGACGUUCAAGUUCCCGGCGCUUGUCAGUCGCGACCUCCUGUAUUCGCUGCGGGAGUUUACGGAAUCUGAUUUGCUGCCCUUGGGUCGGGAUCAGUUGUUGAAGUGCUUCGAAGUAGCAAACUCGCUGGCAGAUACGGUUCUAUUUGCCUCGUCAUCGAACCGGUCCUUUCAGUUGAGACCCGAGGACUAUCUCCAUGCUCUGUAUCAGAAGCUUUUACCGUUCUUGGACCAAGACCCCAUGCUGAAAUCGAUUCUACGGGCAAAGACUGCCGAAGCGUUGGUUCUGGCUCCUGCGCGACUACCGGAGAUUGCUUGGCAGGAAGAUAUGCUACGAGGCGAUAGACUAUCGUCCAAAACUGAUGCCUAGGGUACCAUCAUGAAACAUUGAUGUUUCAGUACUCCGAAACCUGAAGCACAAUUCUUCCCGCAAUAUCGCCCCUUUCCAUCUCUUCAUACACCUGAG